UCACGCGCCUUGCCGGGAAAAGCUGCCGAUCUUGCCGGGCUUGAGUUUCGAUUGUGUUCGGCUGUGCGCGUCCCCCAAAUCUGUAAGCAAUGAAUACAAGAACGGCCCCAGAUAAGGGGCGGCAGCGGCCGCGCAAGAUAGGCGGGUCCUCAACUGAUUGAACAACGUUCUGGCCGUGCUUCUGCAAGAAUAAAGCGCAGCGCGUUAUCGAUAUCGCCGUGCAGCGCAUAGACCGGUGCCAAACAAUAACCGUACACAGCCGACUCCAGUCCGCACGGCUCCACCAAUACACCCCGCUAUGGAAAAGCUGCAGCGACGAAGUUCGUGGCGCCUGUGGGCGGCGUCGGCCGGUGCGUGGCUGCUGUUGAUGCUGUGCUGCUGCUGCUGCCCGGAGCCCGUGGGGGCGACGCUGUGCAACGAGCUGACAAUGCUGUCCGAGGAGUGCCAGUGCGACGAGUUCGACGGGAGGCUCACGCUGCGGUGGGCAAACAUCCACGCCAGCCCGCUGCUCAGCGACCUGGAGAGGGUGGCCGAAGCCAAGAUACCCCUGUACGAGAUUCAGAUACGGGACUCUGACCUGGAGGAGCUGAAAAAGGCGUUCCCGCAGUACAUCAACGAGCAUGUCGAGCGGCUCACACUUGACAACACACGCAUCGGCCAGGUCUAUGUGGGCGACAUCAUACGGCCCAUGGCGAAGCUGCGUAGCCUGCAGCUCGAGAACGAGACCAUCCAGCAGCUGGAGGCGAACAUGUUCGACUCGCUGCCCCUGCUAGAUGAGCUGGCCGUGAACAGCGCACACCUGGUGUCGGUGCGCGAGAACGCGUUCGUCAAGCUCAACCUGAGCCGGCUUUGGCUGCGCCACAACCACCUGACUCAGGUGCCGGGCGCCGUGAGCAAGCUGCCCUACCUGCGCGAGCUGGACCUCUUCGAGAACCGCAUCGAGGUGGUCACCGACCAGGAGGCGCUCGUGCUCCAGUCCAACCUCAAGCACCUCCGCCGUCUGGUCAUGAACAAGAUGCAGUGCGACUGCGACUUGGGCAAGGGGGAGUUCCUGUCCUGGAUCCGGCGGGCGAACAUCAGCGGCGUCAAAUGCGGAGAGCCGCCGUUCCUGCUUAGCAAGGACGUGACCGCGCUCACCACCAAGCAGUUCUGCGACGGGGCCGCCGCGCCACCAGCAGGAGCGGUAAUCGUGGUCGCAUUGGCGGCAGCCAUCGCCGCUCGCCACUUUGCCGUCUCCGCCAGCUGAGAGAAAGCAGUGUGUUCGGGAUUCGUGACUAUAGGUGGUGUCCAAACCCACGCGCCAGCGACGGUCGCCUCUGAGUAAUUAAAACAGAUCUCGAAGGUUAUGCAUUUGCGCGCUGCAAUGCACCGGAAGUGAUUGCGGAGCCGGAAAGACAUCGGGGUCGUCAUGUUUUAGACAUCACCUAUCACGACGGAGAGCCCUGUGGUGUCCUGUUCUGCUCGCAUUGUUUGUGGUCCGAGUGCAAUUUGGACACGAGUGGAGAAGCGUCGACGAAUCCAGCGAGACGAAGUGAACGGAACAUUGUUGUCGAAGUGCGGGCACAAACCAUUACACGUUCACGCGAUAGUGUAGGCGUUGUGGUGCAGGCGCCAAGACUCCACGGUUGCCGCUUUUUCUUGUAUGAUUAAAUAAGAAAGAUAAAAAAAAGAUGCGAAUAUAACGGUCUAAAAAAUUACUACCAUUUCGUCAUCCACGUGAAGCACGUCGGCCCGGUGCUGUAGGGUGUCGUCGCCAAACCGCAGUUUCUGUGCUUACUUUCUCAACUUUCCAAAAUGCAAACACCAUCUAUUAAUUGUUCUCGUCUGCGUGGCGUUGCCAAUGUCCGACGUUCAUACGCAUAUAGUAGGUGCAACGACACAAUGGCUGAGGCUGUCUUCAUGGGCAAAUGCUAGCAAGCUAGAGUAUUGGUGCCUCAGGCCAAUUCAGUACCAAUUUUGUGCUCACGCAGACCCAGCCCCACCGCACCUAUUCAAGACUUACACUAUAGAUAUCCUUCUCUUGAACCGGGAUAUCCAUGGAGCAUGCAUAUGUGAAGCAAAUGGCAAUGCUCAGAUGCUGGGUGAAACAAAUAGCGAAGUACAGCGGCCAUCAACCUAUAGUUCAAGAAGCGCAUGUGUAUCGAAUGGACAUCACAGGCAUCAAUUUUCAUAGGAAAUGCCACGCUCCCACUUUAUUCUCACCUAUACUCAUCAUACCAGCAGCCAAACGUGUCUAGCGCUCUGUAUAGGUUUAUCCUGUCCUUCGAUUGGUUUUGUCAGAGACAGUCUUCAUACCCCAACUAAUCAGUUCGAUUAAGCAUCGUCGGUUUCCGGUGAGCGAAACGGCUUACUGGCGGAUUCAGAGGGAAGGAGAGGGGGCCUAAGGCCCUCUCCCUUCUUCCAAGACAUGCCGACUGACAGUAUUCAGCGUGCAGCAAAUUUUCAGCUGAAAACUUGAGCCAAAAGGAAAAACGAAAGAUCAUUCAAGCGCUUGCAGGGAAUUCAAGUUUCAUGAUAUGGAAUAAUUAAGAAUUAACUCUUGUAUAACAAGGAAUGGCUCUGAAGCCAAGUUGCUGCCCAGGCGAAGGCACGUCUUCCUGUCGAAACGUUGACUUCAGCGACAUUCCUUGUCCCACCACAGUUGACGAUUUGAAGCGCCGAUUUGAAGCGCCAUCUGACCCUAUCUCUUGUUUUGGAUAACUGUGGAGACAAUGAGAAAAACAGCCCAGUGGAGAAGUCGUAAUAAAAUUGUAGCCCAUUGUGACAUUGAAUAAAAUAAAAACAGAAUAAAGAACUCCA
This is a messenger RNA of Dermacentor silvarum, 2799 nucleotides long. RefSeq names its product leucine-rich repeat-containing protein 4C. The transcript is spliced from 5 exons. NCBI's taxonomy places the organism in Eukaryota, Metazoa, Arthropoda, Arachnida, Ixodida, Ixodidae. Gene Ontology annotation, molecular function: protein binding. The record is from RefSeq and is a predicted model, not a curated record. The coding region runs from base 299 to 1246 and encodes 315 amino acids.